CGUUUUGGCUGCUGGAAGAUCACAAUGGACAUCCGAGCCCGGCAAGCGUCGCCACGAACCCACCGCGUUGUCGCGCGCACGGAGGACGACGCGGCGGUGGCCAAGUGGAUUGCAAAGCGAGAAGAGCUGGUCACCCAAGUUCACUCUCUCCUCGACUCUGGCAGCGUCGAGCAGGGACAGCACUUUGCGAUGCUCAAGCUGCUCGUCCACGUCCGCGACGCCUCGACGCAGCUGCUUCUGCAGCUCUACGCAUGGCACGCGGGCUCGCCGCGCCCGUAUUGGUACAACGGUGAGAGCUAUACGCAGCGUAUGAAGACAGACAUGAACUUUCUCCAUGGCGCCAAGUGGCUCGUGCUAGCGUUGGGCAUUGCACCGCAGACAAUGGGGCAAAACCCGCUCAUGCUCGCCGCGGCUGCCCGAAAGCGCGUUGCGACGCUGCACGCGACGCCGCCGCCGCCCUUCAACCCAAGCGAGUGCUUGGACGAGCCCAAUGCCCGUGCUCUGUGGGCAGACCACUUUCUGUCGUGGUGCUGGGCGUUUGUUGAUACCGAGGCGUUUGUCGAUACCGAGGUGCCCCGCACCAAACAAAGCUCGUCCCGCGAUGGCAUUUCGCCGCAGAGACCCGUCACACCGCACAAGCCGACGUCGCCUCGACACCACCCGCUGGCGACGGUGAUGAUGCCAUUUGAGCGAUUCCGGCCCGUGGACUUGGUAAUCGAACGCCCCGGCCUCUUGACGCCGGUGCUGUCGGCGCGCCAGCAGCACAUGACGACGCGUGCGCUGGCGUCAAUGACAGUCGAUGCGAUCACGGCGACCAGCGAGGAUAUUUCGCAGCUCUCAGACAUCGAAGCGCCGUCGCGAUCUGUGCAGUUUGUGCUUACCAUGGUCUACCUGCUCGUGACGCCGGGUGUGUUGACACCGCGAGACAUCUCUUGGUCGAGCCUACGGCUGUAUUACCGCCACGGCCACCGCGUGCUCCGUACCCUCCGCAAGGUGGACGAGGCAUCGGCAUCGCCUGACUUUGAGCUCAAAUGCACGAUGCUUGCCCCGUUUCUCUUGCAACAACCAAUGGCGUCGGAUCCGCUCUUCCGCCCCGAGUCGCUCGGGCGAGGCGCCGACUUGCUCUGUGCGUGGAUGCAGCGUAUCAUGGACGGGAAGGACCGCGACUCGCGCGAGCUCCUCGACCAGCUCGAUGAAGGUGAUGUGGAUCUGCUUCAGUGUACGUGGGUUUGCCACGACCUCGAGUACGCCGUGGCGCUCUCGCUUUCGGGCAAGACUUCGGGUGGCGUCAUUGUCGACAUUGCGGCGCAAGUGCCCGAAGACAAUCGACUGCGCGUCGAGCUUACUCUGUUGGAGCUCAGCGACAUCUUUGGAAAAGACGUGGCAGCGCUCUACGAGCGCCAAGCAUGGCACAGCAUGUGCACGCUCAUCAUUGCUCGCCUCGACACGCUCGCCAACCUCCCAAAGGAGCGUCUUGCGUCUUAA
This is a messenger RNA of Saprolegnia diclina VS20, 1485 nucleotides long. RefSeq lists its product as hypothetical. Lineage: Eukaryota; Oomycota; Saprolegniomycetes; Saprolegniales; Saprolegniaceae. Bases 25 to 1485 code for a protein of 486 amino acids. The transcript is spliced from 2 exons. The record is from RefSeq and is a predicted model, not a curated record.